Molecule: messenger RNA, 690 nt
Organism: Cooperia oncophora
Lineage: Eukaryota; Metazoa; Nematoda; Chromadorea; Rhabditida; Trichostrongylidae
Source: the annotation of a GenBank genome assembly
AUGUCAGCGAUGAGUUACGGACUGAAGUCAUGCCAGAAAGGGAAACUUCACCCUGAAAUGUGGGAAAUAUUUGAGAAUAGAAAGCUUUGGGAAGCACGAUAUGUCCAUCCGGGAUAUCACAGGUUGCUCAACCCGGAAACAGAGAUUGAACAGGCCUGUACGGAUGUCUAUGAUUACCCACUGGUAUCUGAAAGGUUUUGUAAAGAAAUGAUCGAAGAAAUGGAGCACUUCGGCCAUUGGAGUGACGGGUCCAAUAAGGAUGAUCGCCUUGCUGGCGGCUAUGAGAACGUCCCCACUAGGGACAUCCACAUGAGACAAAUCGAUUAUGCAAGGCAUUGGUUGUACUUCUUGGAUGAGUACGUGAGACCUAUUCAAGAGAAAGUCUUUACUGGAUAUUUCCAUCAGCCUGUCGAAGCGACAAUGAUGUUCGUAGUGCGGUAUCGUCCAGAUGAACAGCCGUCACUCAGACCUCACCACGACGCCAGCACUUUCAGCAUCGAUAUCGCCCUCAAUAAGAAAGGAGUGGACUACGAGGGUGGUGGCGUGAAGUACCCUCGAUACAACUGUAUAGUACCAGCUGAUCAAGUCGGCUGGGCGAUGAUGUUCCCGGGUCGACUGACGCAUCUGCACGAAGGUCUUCCAACUACCAAAGGAACACGAUAUAUCCUCGUAUCUUUCGUGAAUCCCUAA